UUCGAGCGCAAUCCUUCAAAGCAUCCAGACGAGAAAGCCACGGAUUUUUGUAGGGCACUCGCUGAUCUAUGCGAAGAAGGCAGUUACCUAUUUGUCCAGUUGCAAACAUGUCUUCUCAUUCAGAAUCUGAAGAAGAAAAAGAAGUGCUGGAAGUAGAUGAAGCCUUUCAAAAAGCACAUUAUUACAUGGAGAAAGUUCAAAGCAUUUUAGAGAGUGAAUCUCUUCGUGUURAACAAGAAAAGGAAGCUUUCGAAUCAGUGGCCAAGAAGCUGAAGCAUGUCCACUUCUCUUCGACUGUAAAACUKAAUGUUGGCGGUCAAAUCUUUACUACAAGUCUGGAGACACUUAAAAAAGAUGCGGGGUCAAUGCUUAAUGCCAUGUUCUCUGGUCGUUUUGAUACCAAACCAGCAGAAGACGGUAGUUACUUCAUCGAUCGAGAUGGCACGUGCUUUCGUUACAUUCUGAAYUACUUGAGGACGGGGAAGCUAAUACUACCAGAAGACAAAGUUUUGAAAAAGGAGGUGUUGGAAGAAGCAAGGUUUUACCAAAUCCAAGGCAUCGUUGACAAACUUGAGCCAAAACCGUACAGUGAGUCAGUGAUUCUCUCGCAGGAAUGGCGCGAUUGGUUAGAAAAAGCUGUCGAUACAUCAUACGAUGAAUAUAAUCUUCUGUACCGUGCUUCUAAAAACGGCUGGGCUAGCAGCAAUUUCCAUUCUUGCUGUGACAAUAAAGGUCCUACGCUUGUGGUGGUGAAAUCUGGCAAUUACAUAUUUGGAGGGUAUACUGAAGAAUCCUGGGAUAGCACAAAUACAUACAAAAGAGAUGAUGCAGCUUUUCUGUUUAGCCUGGUAAAUCCUGCRGGUUUGCCAACCAARAUGGARGUCAAGGAGAACAUGAYCAAUGCSAUAUWUUGUAWCAGCRGCURUGGGCCAACAUUUGGAGGAGGGMAUGACCUACGUAUUGUAAACAACCCAAACGCCAAUARUUGURUAUAUWCCCUUGGUAYAACAUAUGAWWGUCCUGYAGGGCAAUCUGCGACGACAUUUCUAACUGGAAGUCARAAUUUUACUGUGARUGAAAUAGAAGUKUUCGAACAUGUAAUGCUGGGAUAAAMCCAACCAUUUUCAAGAAGUAAAUUGCUAAAUGUAACAGUUUUUUUCGUUGAAAUAAUUGUAGGUAAAUUUUGGCAGUGUACUGAUUGUACUAAAUGGAGAUCAGAGAAGAAGUUUUAGUUUGCCAUCUUAUUCCUUCAACAUUUCUCUUUGUUUCAGGAACUGACUUGUCUCACAUUUCUCUGGGGAUGGGAACUACAAAAUCGGGAAAAUUGUCAAUCAAAAUUUUAGUCCCCUUUGAAUAACUUACUUCUGUAGCCUAUGGCCCUUAAAGUCAAGUGAAUUGGAAAAAAUUAAGGCCACUCAUUUUUUCGCCAUUCUUUCGUCUAGAUUUAUAAUUAUUGCUCCCUUUACUGGAUUAUCUCUGCAUGUUAAAUCAGUCAGUGGCACGUCCAUGCACAACGACCCUUCAAUACCGACUAUUUUGCAUGCAAUUAAGAUUGAAUUGUAGUAGUAAAGAAGACCGAUUAAUUGAUGUUAUUGAACAAUUUUAUAUUAGAAGGUUGAAUAAAAAAAUAUUUGUUGACUUGA
Actinia tenebrosa (Australian red waratah sea anemone) is the source of this 1643-nucleotide messenger RNA. RefSeq lists its product as uncharacterized. Gene Ontology annotation, molecular function: protein binding. NCBI's taxonomy places the organism in Eukaryota, Metazoa, Cnidaria, Anthozoa, Actiniaria, Actiniidae. The record is from RefSeq and is a predicted model, not a curated record. Gene Ontology annotation, biological process: protein homooligomerization.